Messenger RNA from Ctenocephalides felis (cat flea), 967 nucleotides. RefSeq names its product transcription initiation factor TFIID subunit 1-like. Gene Ontology annotation, cellular component: transcription factor TFIID complex. Gene Ontology annotation, biological process: RNA polymerase II preinitiation complex assembly; transcription by RNA polymerase II. The record is from RefSeq and is a predicted model, not a curated record. Lineage: Eukaryota; Metazoa; Arthropoda; Insecta; Siphonaptera; Pulicidae. The coding region runs from base 152 to 967 and encodes 271 amino acids. Gene Ontology annotation, molecular function: histone acetyltransferase activity; RNA polymerase II general transcription initiation factor activity; RNA polymerase II general transcription initiation factor binding. The transcript has 6 exons.
UUAAUCAAAUGCAUAUCAAAACUCGCUUGGAUAUAAUUCCCUAAUGAAAGAUAUUGUAAUAAGAAAGUUAUUACGAAAAAUAUACAAAUGGUGUUGAAAAGGCCAUUAAAUUCUAUAUGGACAAAAAACUAUACGCAUAAUUAUUAUAAAAAUGUUUGACAGCGAUGAGGAAUGCGACGAGGGAAGUGGGCUUAACCUAACAUUUUUCUUGUUUGGAAAUGUUGAUAAAUUUGGGCGAUUAGAUGACGAUUUCUUUGAUACUGAACUUAAAAACAAUUUAUCUUUGCUUAAUAGAGCACCAGAAUUAAAACCAAUAAUUAAAGAUAUAUUAGAAGACUACCCAAAUGAUUCACCUAGUGGUGAUAAUAAUGAUAACAGUUCUAAUGUUUUUGAAACAAAUAAUGAAGCCACAGAUAUUGACUUUUCUAAUAAGUCACCCACCGCCGAAGAUUUUUUUGGCAUACAAGAACUGGCAGAAGAAUGUAGUGAUACACUGGUUAAAAAGAAAUCUGAUGAUGAGAUGUCCAUUGAGGAUAUAGAAGAGAAUAUAUCAGAAAAGACAUAUAUUAACAAUAUUAAUUCAAAUAUUGGUAUUAUUUCCGGGCAUGAUAGAAAUGAUACUAAUCAAGGAAAUAGUGCAUCAAAUGCCAACGAUAACAUACUUAUGCCUCCUCCUGGUCAAAAGAGUUCUGAAGGAAAAGACAAUAGUUUGGCUGAUGAUGAUACCAUGAACAAUUCUGACAGCAAGAAAAAAUUAGAAACACCACUUGCUGCUAUGCUACCUUCGAAAUAUGCAGGUGUUGAUGUAACGGAACUGUUCCCAGAUUUUAGGUCUGAUAAAGUUUUACGCUUCUCCAGAUUAUUUGGCUUAGGAAAACCAAGCAGUUUGCCUCAUAUUUGGCGCAAUGUACGAAGGAAACGUAAAAAACGAAAGUAUAGAAUAACUGAUGACUAUAUCAUUAAAUGA